CUUGCUAUGUAGAGCAGAUUGGCCUAGAACUCACAGAGAUCCCUCUGCCUGUCUUGUGAGUGCCAGGAUUAAACAGUGUGGGCCACCACACCACUGGGACCAGUUUUUAGGAUUUGUUUUGAAGGAGGACUUUGUGGAAAAAACACAAAGGUCUAAAGGAUUAUGUAACUUGAGCCCCUGGCCCAUUCUGGGAAAAGGGUGCCCAAGGGGCCUGGGCGGAAAGGGCCUCUGUGAACCAGUCACUCAAGAGGCUAGAAGGCAAAGAGAGGAAGGUCUUACGGUGAGUCAGUGCUGGGGCCACCCUGGGCUCCCUGUUUCUCCCAUAUCUGUGUCUAUUCCCACGCCCCAGGGUGGCCAGGGCUGCCUGACUUAGCUUAUGGUGUCCCUUCCUCUUUGUAGCUUAAUGGGUCAUCCAGAUGGCCGUGGCAGUUCCUCCACCAAGCAGGAGGGGGAAAGGAAGGGCCCAGCUCUGAUUAGUCCUCAGGCAAUGUCCGUAUGAUGUAGAAAUAGGCCCCUAAGAUGGGAAGAUCUCACACACACACACACACACACACACACACACACACACACACGCACGCACACAUGCAAGUGCACACGCAUCCACAUCCCAGACUCCCAUAGAACCCUUUUCAGAGAACAGAAGAGGGCCUUGAAGAGAGGAAUGGGGGUAAAAAAGCACUUAGUAAAGAGGAGUGGAGUGAUGGGGUUUAGAAGGCACCAAUCUAAGAAGAAGAUGGAGCUAUCUCUGCAUGGUGGUGCAGGCCUGUAAUCCCAGUACUCUCCAAACCAGUGCAAGAGGAUUGUAAAUUUAAGGCCAGACUAAGCUAUGUAGCAAAACUGUCUUCUUCUUCUUCUUCUUCUUCUUUUUUUUUUUUUUGUUUGUUUUUUCGAGACAGGGUUUCUCUGCGGCUUUGGAGCCUGUCCUGGAACUAGCUCUGUAGACCAGGCUGGUCUGGAACUCACAGAGAUCCUCUGCCUCCCGAGUGCUGGGAUUAAAGGCGUGCGCCACCAUCGCCCGGCUUCUUUUUUGUUUUGUUUUGUUUUUUUGAGACAGGGUUUCUCUGUGUAGCUUUGGCUGUCCUGGAACUUACUCUGUAGAGCAGGUUGACCUCAAACUCAGAGAUCCGCCUGCCUCUGACUCCUGAGUGCUGGGAUUAAACAGGUGCGCCACCACUGCCUGGCAGAGACUGUCUUCUCAAUAGCAAAAGACAAAACAAAAUGUACUGAACACCUACUUUGUUCUGGAAGCUGUUCUGAAUUGAGGACUCAGCUAGAAAAGAAUAAUUACAUAUAAAUUUAGAAGUUUGCUAAAACCUUCUCGGGGAUCCUAGACUCCCUAGUAGGCCCUUCAGCAACAGGGAUUAGGAGAUGGCCCUGAGCCAAGAGGUGGUGGCACGCCUUUAAUCCAGCCCUCAGGAGACAGCCAGAUCUCUGAGUUUGAGGUCAGCCUGGCCCAUACAGUGAGUUCUAGGACAGCCAGGGCUAUACAGAGAAAGCCUGUCUCUAAAAAACAAAAUCAAAUCAAACCAAAACAAAAAGAGGACCCUGGGCUGGGACUCCAGGAGCCCCGUGUCAUUACCCUGAUUACCAUGGAAGCCUGGGCCUCAGUUGGGGAGUCUGGGAAUGAGACGAGGGGCUCUGAGAGAGGACUCAGUGGGUAAAAGCACGUACUGCUCUCCCAGGGGAACCCAAUUCCAUUCCCAGCUCCAUCAGGUAGCUCACAAACACCUCAAAUACUAGCUCCAGGGCUCCAGUGCCCUCUGCUGUCCUCCAUGGGCACUGUACUCAUGUGCACAUUCCCCCCUCCCUGCACACACAAAUACACACAAUUAAAAAUGAAAAUGAGCGGGAAGAUGUUGUCCAAAGUAGAUGAUGAACCUCAUCCAACUGCACAUUUUCAGAAGUGGCCCUGGAAGAGCUGUUCUUCAUAAUCUGGACAUUUGUCAUAAUUUAAGACAUCUGGGUGGCACAUGCUCUCCCCCUCUGAUGGCUAGUCCUGCUUGUCAACUUGACUAUAACUAAUGAAUCUAGAAACGAAGGGCACAUUAGUGAUCUGGAUCUUGAGGCAAGAAAACACAGACCUUUAAUCUGGGCCACACCUUCUCCUGGAAGCAGAUAUAAGGACAAUGGAAGGAGGAAGGGCUCAUCUUUCACCUGCUUGCCCCUGCCUCAUCAGCCCACCCAUUCCUCCUUCGGGGUCCCUGCAGAGCAGCUGAGACACCCAGCCUCAUGGGACUGAGCAGCUACUGAUUCUUGGACUUUCCAUUUACGACUAGCCAUUGUUGGACUCAGCCUCUAAGUCAUUCCAAUACAUUUAAAUUCCCCUUAUCUACUCAUUCCACAAAUCCUGUGAUUCUAGAGAGCCCUGGCUGGUACACCCCCUUCCUUCUGUCCAGUAGUGGGCAUCAGACCCAGGGUCUUUCUUGCAAAAGCUAGGCAAGUACUUUGCCAAAUCCAGUUAUACCCAGUCCCUCUGACGUACAUCAUAUUUAUUUUUGUACAUUUUGAGUCAGGACUCACUGAGUCGCCCAGGCUGACCUAGAACAUUCCAUCCUCCUGCUUCAGCCUCCCGAGUGUUGCCAUGACAGUGUGACACCAGGCCCAGCUGCCAUUAAUAUAAAGCCUUGGUCCCCCGCUGCAGGAAGUUGAACAAAGACACCAAGGGAGAAGGCCAGGGUCCCCUGGCUAUGUCCCCAGUGUUUCCCUCUUGCUAGCUACCACCCUUCUGCUCCUAUGCCUUCUGUCCCUUCUGGUCCCCAACUACCCAUCCUCACGCCACCAUCCAGGAAUUUCUCUCAAUUCAGUCCUGACUUUGUUUAUAUGAUUUUGCUCCCUGCUGGGUAAGGGAGGACAGUCUGGGAAAAGUCCUUAAAGUUCCUUCCUCAGACAGCUCCCUGGGGACACUUACCCUCUGCUGGAGGAAGCGGUGCUGCUUGAGAACCAAUGGCAGCAGCCUAUACUGCAGGCUGAGGAGCCCUGUGUCACCCGGCUGGAACUAAGACUAAGACUAAUGCGCACAGGGCGGGGAGGGCAUCUGUGGGACUUGCACUUCCAACACCUCCAGAUGUCACUUCUUGUGCUUUACACUCAGGAUUCACACAGCAAGCUGGGGACACAGCCCACCUUGCUCAGAAUCACCCAGUGACAGGUCUGAGGUGUGACUCGGCGGUAGAGUCCUUGACUAGAAUCCUCGAGUGAGGAUCUAGGCCUCUUCAGUGUUGGAGCAAGUGGCCUAGCAGGGGAAAUGUUUCAGGAUCCAUCUUCAACUAUGAAAACAAAGGAAGAUCAGGAGUUCCAAGGCCAGCCUCGGCUAUACAGUGAGUCCGGACUGAGGCUAGGCUAACUGAAACAUAGCUUUUUUUUUUUUAAUUUGUUUUUAUGUUCAUUGGUGUUUUGCCUGCAUGUAUGUCUGUUUGAGGGUGUCAGAAGCCCUGGAUCUGGAGUUAGACAGGUGUGAGCUGUCACGUGGGUACUGGGACUUGAACCUGGGUCCUCUGGAGGAGCAGUCAGUACUCUUGACCACUGAGUCAUCUCUACAGCCCCUGAGACCCAACUUUUAAAAAAAUUAUAAAAAAAAGUAAUUUAAAACUGAUUUCCUGAGGGGUUUGAGUCACUCCUCCUUCAGAGGAGAGUGAGUAAAGCGGCCAGGUCUUUGUGACUACGCGGUGAGUCUCUUCGCUCCCCGGUGAGCGACCUAACCCGCGGAGGAAGCUGUACCCGGGACUCAUUAGACUUAAUUGGAACUUAACGAGGCGCCUCCUAUGGGCUGGGACGCCGACUCGGUACGUGACAUCACGCAGGAGCGUGGUGGCGUCACUACGCCGGGAAUAGGGCCCCGGCCACGCUCCCACGAGCGGCCGUUAAACGGCACCGCCCUCUGACGCCUCACUUCCGCUGUGUAUUUGCAUACUUAACGAACGGACGUCGAGGCGUCGACGCGGUGACGUCACAGAGCGCCCCUGCAGAGAAACACCCUUUUUCUCUCCCUCCCACCCCGCACCCCCCUCCCCCCGCGAGCGUGCCGACGCGCGCUCGUACGUAGGUACGAAGGCGAGUCCCUCCUUACGCAGACACGCACGGCCCACCGGCGGGCGGGAGCGGAGCGGCGAGGUCAGCGGCGCCCCGCCCAGUCAGCCAGCAAGGUUGCGCGUGCCCAGGGCGACCGCCAAGAUGGUGGUGGGCGCGUUCCCCAUGGCGAAGCUGUUCUACCUGGGCAUCCGGCAGGUCAGCAAGCCGCUGGCCAACCGCAUCAAGGAGGCCGCCCGCCGCAGCGAGUUCUUCAAGACCUACAUCUGCCUGCCCCCAGCCCAGCUGUACCACUGGGCAGAGAUGCGGACCAAGAUGCGCAUCAUGGGCUUCCACGCUGAGGCCAUCAAGCCAUUGAACGAGGCAGCAGCAGCCGAGCUGGGCGCAAAUCUGUUGGGCGAGGCCAUCAUCUUUGCCUGCGCGGGCAGCUGCCUGCUGCUGGAGUUCUGGCGCCUGCAGUCUCUGAAGCACCGCAAGGAAGUGGAGCGCGAGGCCUCGCUGCGGUCCCUGAGGGCAGACGUGGACCGCCUGGAGCAGGCGCUGGAUGAGCUGCAAGUGCAGGUGCAGGCGGCAGUGACAAGGGGCGCGCUGGAGGAGCUGCGGGCUGAGCUGCGGGCUGAGCUGCGGGAAUUCAGAACCCAGAUCUGCGAGGAGGAAAGCCAGGAACCUGAGCCCCAGCCCUCUGAGGGCCCCUGAGUAGAGGCCUUGGACUCUGACCUUGGAUAUGGAUUGCAGUCUGGGCUUGUUCCUCGCCUGGCUACUCUGCAUGGGCCCAUUGCGAACUGAGCCAGCUGACAUGUCCUGGUCUCUGGGGACAGAGGGAUCGAUCCUAGGCCGGGAAUGGUGUGAGUGUUCCUUCCCAUGGCGGUCUCUCACCCACUGGUGCAGCAUGAUGGGGAACCAUCUAAGAGCCCUUCGCCUAGGGCACUGGCCCAUUGCACAGGAACACUCCCUGCCUAGUGUCCGUCUACCUCACUUUGGAGAGGCCGGCUGGCUCCUCCUGCCUUUAGUCUGAGUUGCCUCUGCCUGGCAUUCUCCCCUAGUGGACCCUCUUCCUUUAAUCCAGGGCGCUGCCCACAAGCUGGCUGGGUGCAUCUUCCUCUUUAUGUCUUAGGAGAGGGUAAGCUGGUUAUCCCAUUUCCCUGUCUCCAUUCAGCCCCUUCAUUGCCCACCACCGCUCCCUUGAGAGCCUCUUUGCUGGAACCAUCUGCACCCUUACCACGUGGGCCAGUGCUACACCUCCCAUCUGCCAACAGCUUUACCUCUGACCAAAUGGAACAUUCCAGAAGACCAAUAAACUCCCUUAUUCACUAAUUUACUAACAUACUGGGCCACAAAGGUUGGCCUAUGAGCUCUGACUUCUGUUUUUUUUAAAACUUUACUACACGUUUUAUAAUUAAAGGAGCCCCAGGUUAAAGAGUGUGUCUCAAAUCGUUACAUGCUGGGUGGGUGGAAGUGUCAUUCAUUCCAAUUGGGAGGGGAUUUCUAUUGACAAGGGGGCAGUCAUCUUCUGAGACCUUUCCCAAGUACAUAAAGCAUUCCAGAGUUAAGAUGUAAGACUUAAGGGCCACACAACCCCAACACUGUAGGAUGAAGCAGGCUGGUGAAGACCACGGACAGGAGGACCAUAGCAGAGUGUCUGGCAGAAAUAGGAGUGUGUAUGCAGAACGGGGAAGCAAGAAGCAGAGGGCAGUGGCAUCCUUGCAAGGGUUCCCACAGGUGGGAGCAAUCCUCGCCUCCCAAGUGACUCCAGAGGCCUUCCCAUUUAUAAAAACCGCAGAUUUAUUCAGCGAGGGCCCGUGUCCAAGAAGCUAAGGUGUGAAAGUCGGAGGACCUAUUUUUCCUCUUCUCCUUCCCUCUCACUUCAUCUUCCCAGAGGGCAAAAAUGGUCUGGACCCUAAAAUCCUAACCCAAAAAGAAAAAAAAAAAGCCACAAAACUGAGAUUCCAAAAAAGUUAAAGAAUCUUAAUUCCUCAUAGAAAAGAGGGAGGAGCCAAGGUAAAGGGGGUGGUGUUCCUGGGGUGGGGGAAGUCCCGCCCACCUGCGGGGAAAGCUUCUCCCCUUACAGCGCUGCUUCCUCUGGGACAAGCCUGGGGUUAUGGCUUUUAAAAACUCCCACACCCCAUUUUAUCAAAACCAAAGAGAAAAAAAUUUCCCUUCCCCCCAAAACCCAAAUAUAUAUAUAUAUAUAUAUCCUUUUUCUUUAAAAAAAAAAAAAAAUCCAA
Molecule: messenger RNA, 6251 nt
Organism: Alexandromys fortis (reed vole)
Lineage: Eukaryota; Metazoa; Chordata; Mammalia; Rodentia; Cricetidae
Gene: Opa3
Product: outer mitochondrial membrane lipid metabolism regulator OPA3
Exons: 2
Coding region: 4171-4722 (183 amino acids)
Biological process (GO): regulation of lipid metabolic process
Cellular component (GO): mitochondrion
Source: RefSeq, a predicted model, not a curated record